UUUGUUCCUUUUUAAUAAGCAGUAUCAAAUUUCUUAUCUCCUUAAGUCCAUCUUUCUUUUCAUGGUUCAUAGUUCGUACUUGUGAUUAAUACUUUAUUAGUUGGACAAAAAAAAAUUGACCCAGAACUACAAUUUUUUUUUUUCCCUUUAUAGUGCCUACAGUUUCUUUGAAAAUUAAUGAACCCUUGCAAUUUGUUGAACUAAAGAUAGCUUGUUGAUGUGAAGCAUUACACCUAGUAGGAUCGUGCUAUCGUUGCUGUUAUGGGUUGCGCAGUUUCUAAAAAAGAUAGGGUAAGAUCUGUAUUGGCAGAUUCCAGUUCCAAAAAGAGAUCUGUAUUGGCAGAUUCCAAGUCCAAAAAAAGAUCUGUAUUGGUAGAUUCUAUUGCACUUGCUUCUGAAACAAUUUUCACUGUCAAUGAAGUAGAAGCUUUGCUGGAUCUAUACAAGAAAUUGAGCUGCUCCAUCUCCAAUGAUGGGUUGAUCGAGAAGGAAGAACUCUUACUGGCACUUUUCAGGAACCAUAAGAAGAAAAACCUUUUUGCAGACAGGAUAUUUUGCCUUUUUGAUGCUAAUCUGAAUGGCCAAAUUGACUUUGAAGAAUUUGUACGAGCAUUGAGUAUUUUCCAUCCAAGGACUCCUGAAUCUGAGAAAAUUGCAAGUGAGGAACACACACCAGAAGUUAGAAUCCUUAGGACUUCAAAUUAUUGUGAUGCAUUUAAAUUGUAUGAUCUUGGGCGCACUGGCUACAUCGAGCGUGAGGAGUUGAAGGAGAUGGUCACGGCUCUUCUUGAAGAAUCUGAUCUUCACCUUUCAGAUGAUGUUGUUGAAGCCAUUGUCGACAAGACAUUUAAAGAAACAGAUACAAAGGGUGAUGGCAGGAUCGACCAAGAGGAGUGGAGAGAAUAUGCUGCUAAAAAUCCAACAUUAUUAAAAAACAUGACUCUUCCGCAUUUAAUGGAUGUAAAUUUAGCAUUUCCAAGCUUUGUCUUGGGCAAAGGAGUGGAAGACUCGGAAUUUACAGGCUAUUGAUUCGAUAAGCGGCAGAGUCUACCUCUCAGGUAAAUGGUGCAUUAGCAUAGAAGAAACAUCUGUUCUGAUGUGGUUGGAUUGCUAUAAUUUUCUAAUUUCAGAAAACAAAUGAAUUCCCCGACAACUGUGUUCAUCUCCUAGUUCUGAACAUAGUUUUCUGAUGUGGUGAUGCCAACAUGGAUUUGUGAAGUUUGUAGAGGAUACCUGAAUAGCUUCUCCCCAACUGUUAUCUUAAUGUAGGAAUUGCACCCUGUAGCCAGUUUUCACCCUGCUAUUUAAGUUAUAUCCAGUUUUUUUUUUAAUUAUUUAACUUGUUAGCCAGUGUUGCCAAACUUCAGACAAAAUACUAUGUCGAGUAUCAACAUAUGUAAUGCCUUUUCGUUCUCAGUGUUUCAGUUAUUGUAUGUUUGUCUUCUGUUUUCAAGAGUUGUAAGCACAUAGUACAUGAAGCACUCUACAUUUAUUUUCUUGUUUCUUCU
This is a messenger RNA of Lycium ferocissimum, 1508 nucleotides long. RefSeq names its product calcineurin B-like protein 7. Gene Ontology annotation, biological process: calcium-mediated signaling. The record is from RefSeq and is a predicted model, not a curated record. The transcript is spliced from 9 exons. Bases 262 to 1029 code for a protein of 255 amino acids. Gene Ontology annotation, molecular function: calcium ion binding; kinase binding. Lineage: Eukaryota; Viridiplantae; Streptophyta; Magnoliopsida; Solanales; Solanaceae.